This is a messenger RNA of Rotaria socialis, 537 nucleotides long. Lineage: Eukaryota; Metazoa; Rotifera; Eurotatoria; Philodinida; Philodinidae. The record is from the annotation of a GenBank genome assembly.
AUGUCAGUUUCAACUACUAAACUUGAUUCUUUAAGCGAACAACAAGUUAAAUCUGACCAUGAACAUAUACCUACUAUAGUUAAAUCAACAGAUAAAAUUCGACAAAAAGUCGACGGUCGUCAUUGGCAAUUAUUUGAAGCACGCUUAAAAAAUCAAUUACCAACAGCAAAUAAAGAAAACUAUACUAAUUCAAAUAAUUACCGCGUAAUUGAUCGAUUAAAAAAAGUCGAUCAACCACAACAACCGAUUGAACCCAAUCGACGAUGGGAAACAUUUUGUAACCAAGUCACAAAUGAAUCAAACGAAACAAAUCGUGUUAUGUCUAUAUUUCAUAGUGUUUGGCUCCAAAAUUGGCAUACAAAGUCAACAAGCGAAAUACCAAAACGACACAUGACUGAUCCAAAAUUGGAUGAAAAUACUUUUUUAAGUCGUAUAUCAACUAAUGAUAAUGAUCGAAAAGUAAUUUCCUCAAUACUUAAUCGAAGUACUUCAUCUAAUAAUGUUUCUUCUGACAAAUAUAAGAAAUACGUAACGUGA